Molecule: messenger RNA, 2538 nt
Organism: Salvia miltiorrhiza (redroot sage)
Lineage: Eukaryota; Viridiplantae; Streptophyta; Magnoliopsida; Lamiales; Lamiaceae
Exons: 3
Coding region: 1206-2423 (405 amino acids)
Molecular function (GO): zinc ion binding
Source: RefSeq, a predicted model, not a curated record
ACCUAGAGUAUAUAUCUGAUGAAGAAAACUUUAAAAUGAGAAAGAAACUAAAAACGACUGAUAGUGUUUUUAAGUUGAUUAAUGAAAAAGAUGGCUUUGAAGCCGAAGUGGAACACACAUACCAUUCUGAUUAUGAAAAUGAUGAAAAGGAAUUUGCCUCCGAUGAAACAGAUUCUGACUUCGAACAUUCGUUGAGGGUAAAGAAAGUUGUUUAUGAUCCUAGCUAUGACCAUAGCAAAAUGCAGCCUGUCAUUGGCAUGUAUUUCCAGGAUGGGAUUCAAUGUAGGACGGCUUUGACAACAUGGGCCAUUGAAAAUGGUAGAUAUGUCCGGUUUAAGGCAGUUUCUAAGAAGAAAUUGUUGGCCAAAUGUACUCCACCCUGCCCUUGGAACCUUUAUGCUAGUUCUCUCCGGGCUAAUGGCACUUUCAUGAUUAAGUCGGGUGCUUGGGAUCACACCUGUGCUAAGGCCAUGAGUAAUAAGCUUUUGAGUUCUCAGUGGAUAGCUAGCAGGUACUUGAAUGUGUAUAGGGUUAGUUACAAUCUUUCAGUUAAAGAUCUAGGUGCUGAUAUACUUGAAAGGUUUAAAGUUAGAGUACCUAAGGACAGACUAUACAAGGCCAGGAGAAUGGCUCAAGAGAUGGUGAGAGGUUCCGUUCACCAACACUACGCAAUGAUCAAGAAUUAUGUUGCUGAGUUAAGGAAAGUUGAUCCUGAAGGGAGGUUUGAGCUUCUUUUAGAAGCCGAUAAUACUUUCAAAGCACUUUACAUUGGUUUGAGUGCUCCGAGGAAGGGUUUCAAGGUCAGCUGCAGACCGGUAAUAGGUAUCGAUGGUUGCUUUCUGAAAACAUACUUGGGGGGACAUCUUCUUUGUGCCACAGGGAAAGAUGGCAACAACGGAAUGUUCCCAAUAGCUUGAGCUGUGGUCGAGGCAGAAAAUGAAGCAUGCUGGAAUUGGUUCCUUGAAAUUUUAUUUCAUGAAUUGACACCUUAGUGAUGGCAGUGGGUGGACAUUUAUCAGUGACCAACAAAAGAUUAGCAAAUCUAUUUUUAAUCCUUUUAAUUGUGUACGUAAUUCAUAUUUGAAGCUUAUAGUACAUACUUGGCAUCUGUGUAAUUGUAUCUUUGUCUUUUGAAGGGUCUACAAAAUGCGGUGGCUAGGUUGGCACCACAGGCUGAGCAUAGGAACUGUGCUCUCCAUAUCUACAUGAAUUGGAAGAAGGUGCACAAGGGUCAAACACUAAAAAACAUUUUCUUCCGAGCUGUUUAUGCCACCUUUGAAGCUGAAAUCAAACUAGCGGUUCAAGAAAUGAAAGAAGAAUCAAUGGCAGCAUUCGAGGAUUUCAUGGGAAGGGACACGUCAAAAUUCUGUAAGGCCUUCAUUUCAACCCACCCCAAGAGUGAUAGUGUAGAUAACAAUAUCAGUGAGUGCUUCAACGGUUACAUAUUAAAUGCUAGGGGUAAGCAUGUUAUUCACAUGUUGGAAGAAAUUAGGUCUUCUUUGAUGGUUAGACAGGUGCAGAAAUUCAAGACAAUGAGUGCUGUCAAGGGUAAGUUAACUCCAAACGUAAGCAAGUUGUUGGAGAAGAAUUUGAUGGUAAGUGCUUAUUGCAUUGCACUUCCGGCCAUGUAUGAUUCUUUUCAAGUGCACUACGAAGGUGACACAUUUGUGGUCCAUGUUAAAACGGGAACAAGUGGGCAGAACAAAUGUUCAUGUAGAGAGUGGGAUUUGACAGGGAUCCCUUGUAAGCACGCGGUGUCUGCUAUCAAGUAUAUGGACCGUGACCCUAUUGAUUAUGUGUCUGAUUGUUUUUCUGUUGACACCUAUUUGUCUGGUUAUGAGCAUGGUAUCAAACCAAUUCAUGGCAAUAAAAUGUGGCCACAAGUUGAAGGUGACAUUGUCAAACCGCCGCCGAAAACAAAAAAUGCUUGGGAGACCGAAGAAAAAAGAGUGAGAGCACCACAGGAGAAAGAAGGUCGAAUGACAAAGCAUGGAGUGAUCAUGACUUGCAGCAGGUGCAAGCAACAUGGCCACAACAAACGUAAAUGCACCAAUGAGCCUGUGAAGGUACCAGAACCUGAGAAGAGGAGGAGAGGAAGACCUUCGAAAGAAGGAGGAGCAGAAAAGAAGGACAAAGUCAAAAAGAAGGACAAGGCUGAUAAAAACAAGAAAGGGAAGUCAAGCCAAUUCCAAGGCAGAGGGACUGCCCUACGGGGUAUUGGUGUUUACGUGAAUGAAAAAACUGGAAACUCCUUCUUCCAUGCUUCGAGUUCGAGCAAAAAGACAACUCAAUUGCACAAGUACAAGAAACCAAGACAAAUUGAAAUGGGUGGAUCAUCUGCAAUCAAGGAUAGCAGUGGUGUGAGUGCUGUUACAACAGCUCAAGAAAGCAUGCAGGAUGGAGGGCCUACACCAAAUCUAUGAACUUUGUUGUUAUAUGUGAAUGUAAUAGUGGUUUUUGGAAACUGGUUUUGGAGAUACUUGCUCAAUGGCUAUGACCUUUUUCAAAAACUCGAAUGCUAGGGUCUGAUUAAGUUUG